Messenger RNA from Monodelphis domestica (gray short-tailed opossum), 1603 nucleotides. RefSeq names its product olfactory receptor 2C1. Lineage: Eukaryota; Metazoa; Chordata; Mammalia; Didelphimorphia; Didelphidae. Gene Ontology annotation, biological process: G protein-coupled receptor signaling pathway. The record is from RefSeq and is a predicted model, not a curated record. Gene Ontology annotation, cellular component: membrane. Gene Ontology annotation, molecular function: G protein-coupled receptor activity; olfactory receptor activity.
AUGGGAGGAACCAACAUGAGCUCCUUUAAAGGCUUUAUCCUAAAGGGUGUCUCUGACCAUCCUCAGCUGGAGAUGAUCUUUUUUGUAGCCAUCCUCUUCUCCUAUCUGUUAACUUUGAUGGGCAACUUGACCAUCAUCCUAAUAUCACGCUUGGAUGCCCGACUUCACACGCCCAUGUAUUUUUUCCUCAGCAAUCUCUCCUCCCUUGACCUUGCCUUUACCACCAGCUCAGUUCCUCAGAUGCUAAUGAAUCUGUGGGGCCCAGACAAAACCAUCAGCUAUGGUGGCUGUAUAACCCAGCUGUAUGUCUUCCUCUGGCUGGGUGCCACUGAGUGCAUUCUGUUGGUAGUGAUGGCAUUUGAUCGCUAUGUAGCUAUCUGCCGGCCCUUGCACUAUAUGACUAUCAUGAACCCUCGGCUUUGCUGGCAGUUAGCUGCCAUUGCUUGGCUAGGUGGCCUGGGUAACUCCCUGAUUCAGUCAACUUUCACUCUGCAGCUCCCACUGUGUGGACACCAGGAAGUAGAUAAUUUUCUCUGUGAAGUACCAGCUCUGAUCAAGUUGGCCUGUGGUGAUACAAACCUCAAUCAGGCUUUACUUAAUGGUGUCUGUGCCUUCUUUACUGCAGUGCCCCUGAGCAUCAUCCUCAUUUCCUAUGGCUACAUUGCCCGUGCUGUCCUGAAGAUUCCCUCAGCUGCAGGCCGACGAAAGGCCUUCAAUACUUGUGGCUCCCAUCUGAUAGUAGUAUUCCUGUUCUAUGGCUCAGCCAUUUAUGCCUACCUACUGCCAGCCAAGAGUAGCUCCCAAGACCGGGGCAAGUUCAUCUCUUUAUUUUAUUCAGUAGUUACACCCAUGGUGAAUCCCCUAAUCUACACUCUGAGAAACAAGGAGGUGAAGGGGGCACUAAGGAGAUUGUUGGGAAAAGGGAGGGAGCAAGGAUAAGGGAAGGAAUAAAUAGGGCACUAUAUCUUUCUUCUGUUUUGUAUCUCUUUCUCCCUGUGUGUCUUUCUCUCUGCCUCUCUGUUUCUCCUUGUCACUGUCCAUCUGGGUCUCUGUGGCUGUCUCUGUCUUUCUCUCUCAUCAGAUCUACUUUUGUAAAACUGAUCUAUGAUCAGCUUAAGUUUACAAUGUGGCAAGACUUUGAUUGAGACUUUGCAUCUCAUCAACUGACCUGCAGACUCCUGUGAUUCAAAGCCACCCCUUUGCACUAGACUUAUCAAGAGAAGGGAAUCAGCUAUAGAGUCAAUCUUUUUUGCUUUUUUUCCUUUCACUUCUCAGGUUGAUCAGAGACUUGAGAACAGAUUUUGGCCUGUGCAGAUGGAAAAUUUUCCACCCCUGAGCUACAUUCCCCACUGAUGGAGUAUGGCAAAUUUUCCACCUGCACAGGCCCCUUUGUGACAUAACCCCAAAGAGAAUGACUAACAACCCCACCCCCAACCUUAGUCCACAAACUGUAGCAACCAAGGGCACUGGUAGAGCAGCAAGAGUCCAUGUUCCUGGACUCUGGUGCAUCACAGCCCUGAAGAGGCAGCAGCACAGAUAUAUUCAACACAAGCCCCUGGAGGGGAAAGUGCUAGCUAUGGUAACAAGAGAAUGAAAAGAAUUU